This is a messenger RNA of Austrofundulus limnaeus, 4359 nucleotides long. It is a transcript of the gene asb12b, whose product is annotated as ankyrin repeat and SOCS box-containing 12b. Gene Ontology annotation, molecular function: protein binding. The transcript has 4 exons. Gene Ontology annotation, cellular component: nucleus. Lineage: Eukaryota; Metazoa; Chordata; Actinopteri; Cyprinodontiformes; Rivulidae. The record is from RefSeq and is a predicted model, not a curated record. Bases 175 to 1134 code for a protein of 319 amino acids.
GGCCCCCCAUUGUCAGUUACUAUACACACAUAUGCAGAGCACAUACUGGACGUUUCCCAGCUCAUAGCAGACGCUUCAUACUCUGGAGGAUCUUUCCUUCCUUAAGGAUUGAAAGUGGAACCCUGGUUCUUUGGACGUCGAAGUUAAGAUGGAGCGGGUUUGACUUUYGGGAGCAUGGCUCUGGGACAGGCGGUGGACAUGAGCUUGAUGGACAUCUCGAAGAUCUUCUCGCUGCUCCAGCCGAAGGAGGAGGACGAGGACGGCGAGCUGUGUCAGGCCCUGAACAAGGCCGUGAGCAGCGACGACGUGGCCCUGCUCACCGAGCUCCUCGCCCAGGAGGAGUACCGGAGGCGCAUCAAUGCCCGGAGCGGGUGGGGGGUCCCCGUGACCCCGCUGCGCACCGCUGCUGCUUUGGGACACCUGAGGUGCCUGGAGCUGCUGUUGGAGCACGGUGCUGAGGUUGAUGUUUUGGACGUGAAGGCCCAGACGCCUUUGUUUACUGCUGUCAGUGGGAAACAUCUGGACUGUGUGGUGGCCCUGCUGAAAGCCGGAGCCGACCCCAACGGCAGCCAGUACAACAACUGCUCCCCGGUACUGACUGCGGCCCGAGAGGGCGACGUGGAGGUGCUGCGAGAGCUGCUGCGCUUUGGAGCCGAGGUGGACGUCAGACCCAAAGUCCCCGAUUGGGCCUCCAAUGCCACGACCUGUAGGGGCCCCCUCUACAUCUCCGCGGUUUACGGCCACCUCGACUGCUUUAAGCUGCUUCUUUUUCACGGGGCCAACCCCGACUACAACUGCACGGAUGAGAAGAUGCUGGCCCGGAUCAAGCAGCCAAAGACAGUCCUGGAGGUGUGUCUCCGGUACGGCUGCGGAGUCGAGUACAUUCAGCUUCUCAUAGACUUCGGGGCAGAUGUGUGCUUACCCACACUCAUCAUCGACAAAACUACAAAACAGAAUGAAGCUCUGCUGCUGCUGCUCAAGGCCAGAGUUUGUCCCAGAACCCUGAUGUCACAGGCUCGACUGGCAAUCCGAAAAGGCCUUCCUUUUGCCAACAAGGACUCUGCCAUCGACAGUUUGAACAUCCCACUGAUCCUGAGGAGCUAUUUGAAGCAUCACACCGCUGAACUUGGGUGAUGCUGAAGUUUGAAUCUGGUGACUUGUGGACACAUCGGACAGUUUUUUUUAAAAGCAGUGGAAAAUCAGUGUUUAGACUCUGAGAUCAAGUUUUCAUGCAGACAAUGCUCCAUGAAGCUCAGUGUUUUUUUWACAAGUUGAACAUGUAAACACCAAGACCUGCCACUAGAGACCAGAGUAACACCACACGACCAUUUUCAUCUCAACCGUCUCCUGAGCAGCUCUGCUCAUCUGUUGAUCCAUUUUCCUAAUAUGUUUUUGUUUUUCCUCAUCAGCUCCAGCUGCGUUUUCACAGGUGACUUGGCACAAUCAGAUUUCCUCCCACUUCAUUCAAACACAACUGGAGAAACACAUGCACACACAGGCUGUCUGCAUCACACCGGGGUGUCUCAGAUCUCGCCUGAAAGAAAAAAAAAGGGAAAAUAAAACAAAACAAGCUUGCAUCUUCAAAACAUCAGGAAGCGGAGUGAACAGCUCUGCGCUAUCGGCACGGCCAAGCGGGAGAACCGUUUUGCGUAACUCUCAUCACUUAUUCAUCACAGCUGCAGCUCAAGGCGCAGGCUGCCAUUUGUGAGCCCGGAGAUUUAUCGAUUUCAUUUUUUCAUGACGCAACGAUGCUAUCUCGCCCRCCCUUUCAUCUUCCCAGCCUUUUGUAAAAUAUCCUGGAGUUAAUGUGUCAGCUGCUGGGAAUGGCUGCUGCRAACAGGAAGUGAUGUCACGUGACAGGAAACUCAGCACAAUGCUCUUGACACGGCGUUCUGUAGAGGUUUUAUUUUCAACAAAAAGUACAGCUAUAUCAGAUAUGGAUUUAUUUCUCUUUUUUUUUCAUUUGUUUUUUUUCUUUACAGCGAAGUACAACAUAUUCCCAGUGCUUUUGAAUACAUCAAAACAUAGAAUGUACAUACAGUUGACAUCUCCACUCUCCCAUUCACAGUUUCUGGAUUGAAUAGGCAUUAUUUUUCAGGUUUUUCAUUUCUACAACAAAUAAAAGACCGGCAAGAAAGAAAAGAAAAAAUAUAUAUCUAUAUAUAUAUGUUUGCAUAUGGUGUUAAAGGAUACUGUGAAUAAAUUUCUUUUUGUGACAGGAAAUAAACAAAAAACAUAAAAAAGCAGACCUCAAAACUAGAUGAUAAUAUACAAUGAAUAGUUUCCAAAAGGUGGGRUGUGAGUCUUCUGGAUGUCAUUUAAACCACAUGAACAUAUGGCUCAGUGAAGACUGUUACCCUGCCUGUUCUGAAACAAGCCAAGAAUCRGCCAGAAAAUAAAACAAAAAGAAAGAAAGUCAGUCCUCUCAAUUUUAGUUUUAGAAAUUAUAUAAAAAAUGCCAUAAUCAGGUUGUAAAAUGAUCAAAAUCUGGCGUUAAAUGUAUAAAAACACAACAGAUUCCACCAUGUCRUAAAUUAUUUAACAAAAAGAAACCAGAAUAGAAAAGCUGUGUGAAAAACUAACUUCAUUCCAUGAUUCACAACAGUUUUGGCUCACUCCUUUGUUUUCUGUGGAAUGGUUUUACCUUUUUGUAGUCAGACCACUGAGAGAGUCGAGACUUUUAAAAUCCAUGUUUAAAACUCAUCUUUACUCCUGACUUUAGAUUCUAGACAUUUUUUAUGUUUUACUCCUGUAUUUUAUAUACAUUUGAUUUAUUUUUGAACAUUUCCGUGUUUCUUCUUAUUCUAUCCAUUCAUUUGACUGUAUUUUAAGCUCUUUGGUCAACUUUCGUUGUUUUUUUGUGCUAAAUAAAUAAAUUGACACUGAUAACACUUCAAUCAAGUUGGGGUCCGAACUUUGUUGUAGAUCUGCUGCUGUGUUUGGGAUCAUUGUCUUUUUACAUUUUCUUCCUUUUUUUUUAACCAGGCAACUCCGACUGAAAUCACAGAUCUCCGUUUCAAGGGAGGCCUGAGCCUGACCUAAACAUGAAUGUUUCUUGGAUUGUGGGAGGAAACAGGAGUACACACAAACUCCACACAGAAAGACCCCAGGUUUGCGGUAACAGUGAGGUGUGACUGAGCCAUCGUGCUGCCAUCAUACGUGCUGACUCAGCUUUAGUUGUUGUUGGGACAGCGUGACUCUGGACUACUUUGGAUUCAGAUCAGUUCGAGGUCGACUCAAUGGUCAACCUGUGGCUGCAAAAUGGGGGUGUAAAUCAACAUCUUUAUCACGAUACGAUAUUACAUCGAUAUGUUUGGAUGACGAUUCGAUAUUUCUCGAUAUCACAAAGUCUCAUGAUUUCAAUUCAAUUCAAUUCACGUCGGCGAUCGAUAUAAUGUGAUAUCAUAUGCCCAUCUAACACAACUGUGUUGGGCAUAUGAUAUCUAUUCCCAUCAAGCAAAUGAUGACAAUAUAGAUCAAUAUUUUCAUUUUGCCUCGAUAUAACUGAAUCAUGAACCAUUCAAAUCGAUAUAUCGAUAAAGACCGAUGUAUCGUUAACACCCCUACUGCAAAAUACACCUGAAUCUGAUCCUCACCCUACUCUACAGUGUUUGACAGAUGCCACGAGGCAUUUGUAUUGAUAUGCUUGUAUUUGGUGAAGUUUAUCAUGGGUAAACAUUUCUACUUUGCUUUCCUCUCUCCAAAGAAUACUGCUCCAAACAUCUGUAAUGUUUAUUUAGAGAACAUGAUUCUAUCUCCUGCCACUCGGUCUUUUUCUAAUUAUCUCGUCGUAAACUUUAACCUGCUAACAGAAAACUGUAGUCUGAGAUGGAGCUCUUGAAUUGUUAUUAUUUUGAAAUAUCUUUGGACAUUGUAUKGUCUGACCUUCGGGUGAAUUUGCUAGGAUCUCUGCUCCUGGAAAGAGGCAGGAACGAUCUUUUUUCUCUGUAGAGAGAUGGACUUAAAAUAAGCUCGAAAUGACCUUUAACUCAUUGAUAUGCAACAAAAAUGGCCUCUCUAAAGUCAUUGCUGAUGACUUCCUGCCUUGACAUUGUGAUAAAACAACACACCUGUACGCUCCAGAGCAGUAAACUGACAAAACUCCUGCUUUUGAUCGCACACAUUAUUACCAUUUAAUUAGUACAUUAGAUCUGCAGCACCUGGCUUCCACUUUCUUUUUUUAAAAUUAUUCUUAAAUCUCGUAAAAGCAACAAACAUUUCCAUUCUGGCUGUUUUUUAUGCAAAAAAAUAUMAUCUGUUGUGUGUUUUUGUGCACUUGAGAUUGGAUUUGAAUCAUUUUAAAACCCACUAAAGACCAGAUCAGUUUAAUCAUGACUUAAAAAAAAAAAAAAAAAAAAA